AUGGAUUCCCUAAUAGCUCGCGGUCGUCUGAAUCAAUCCUUCCAAAUAAUCGUCCCUAACGGCUUGAUAUGGUCCAACGAGGGCGACUACACCGUCACCACCACCAACUCAACACUUUACACCGAAUUCAUCCACAAGGGUUUCUGCGGCAUCGAUCCCACAUUCACCAGUACCCUCGAAAACAAUUGUGACGCCGCCUCCGAUGCCGCCCUCCAAACUGUCAUCUGGGUUGGCAUCACGUGCGCCAUCAUCUGGGCCCUAGUCGGCUUCGCAACUGCCAAUGAGAUAGUCGAUCGGUUCCACAAGCCCGAGGCCAAGAUGAACUGGAUCCUGGAUGGCCUUUUAGGUGGAUUCAUAACCCUGGGCGUAACGCUGCUCUGCUUUCUAGCGGGGCCGUUCGCGGGGCUUGUGUUUCGCGUGCCGGAGGAUGAGUUGGAUGAGGCGGUCUUUGAGACAUUGACGAGGUGUAGGAUGGUAAGGAUUUGCGCAGAUAUACCGGAGCCUACUAGACGCGGCGUGGAGCUGCGGAAUUUGGAAUCUGGGGUGCAUGGUGACAAUGUGCAUGUGGAUGGGGGAGCAAGCAGACGGGUCAGCAGUGAUACGCCUGUAAGGGGUGGUCUCGGAGCGGCUUCGUCUUGUAGCGAGCCAUCACCGUUCUACAAAUCGGAGACUGCACCGCCGCCAUAUUCUCCAUGA
Messenger RNA from Pseudomassariella vexata, 696 nucleotides. RefSeq lists its product as uncharacterized. Bases 1 to 696 code for a protein of 231 amino acids. The record is from RefSeq and is a predicted model, not a curated record. The transcript has a single exon. NCBI's taxonomy places the organism in Eukaryota, Fungi, Ascomycota, Sordariomycetes, Amphisphaeriales, Pseudomassariaceae.